AUGCCAGUCUCGCAAACAUCGUCACGCACAUCUACCCCACACAAUGGGGAUAGAGCGAUGCAGAUGGACGAUGAGUCCACACCAGCAAGAGCUCCAAUGGAUCCAGCGAUGAGUAAGUAUCACAUAGUCUGGGAUAAGACUAUCUAUGACAGCAACUAUUACAUAGUAGACAUACUAGUAGACAAGUUGUAUGCGCAAACGGCGGACGAUCCCAUUGACAUCAAAGCGUUUCACAAACUGCGCAAAGAAGUCCAUGAACAACAACCCAAACGUUUAGUUUCAAUAAUAGAUGAGUGGUUAGUAGAACUAUACAAUAAAGCGAUGAAGAACUGUGACAAAAGUGAUCACGAUGAGUGCAUUGCGAUCAGUGGCUGUAUGAACGAGUUAACUCUAAUUAGAUGUCACGAAGGAGUCAAAGCUUCAAAACCAGAACUGAACAAACUACUCAAGAUGAAUGUGUUCCUUAAAUGGCCAAUAGGCAAACAGAUCAGCAUGGCCGAUUGUCGUGAUACAAUUCAGUUUGUAUCUGUAGCCAAAGACUUGUUUGCGGACACAUACAUGCCAUUGAUACAGUACCUCUCACUAGUACAAGAACUACUCAGACAGACAGAUGCCACUGAAGUAUCGCGCACUGCACUCAACAAUAUACGUAGUACCAAACAACUUUGGCAAGACUUCACUGAUGUGGAGGACUACAACAUAUUAAUCGUUGACAAUCUACGUCGCACUCCAGUAGACUACCUACUGGAGAAGUGGCUCAACGACUUCUAUGACACUCGUAUGAAGGUCGAAGUACGAGUAGCACGGCUACGUCGCACAAUGUUUGAGUUGGAGAAACGUUACAAGGGCACAGAGCGAGAGGCUAUCAAUUGGCAACUCCUCAAAGCACCACGUUACCAGGUACUGGCCAUGUACGGUUUACAAGCAGAAACAGACAAGAUAAUUAAGGCUCAAACAAAACCAGACGGGAGUAGUGGACACUUAUCUGACAUCUCAGAGAAGGGGUUCCACCCAGAGGGGGAGGAGUACCAAGAGGUGGAGGCCCACCAAGGGGUGGAGGUCCACCAGGAGGGCAAGGCAGAGGUCGUCCCAUAG
This is a messenger RNA of Sphaeroforma arctica JP610, 1095 nucleotides long. RefSeq lists its product as hypothetical. Lineage: Eukaryota; Ichthyosporea; Ichthyophonida. The transcript has 2 exons. Bases 1 to 1095 code for a protein of 364 amino acids. The record is from RefSeq and is a predicted model, not a curated record.